This is a messenger RNA of Cataglyphis hispanica, 1720 nucleotides long. RefSeq names its product U3 small nucleolar RNA-associated protein 18 homolog (gene wcd). Bases 125 to 1627 code for a protein of 500 amino acids. The record is from RefSeq and is a predicted model, not a curated record. The transcript has 7 exons. NCBI's taxonomy places the organism in Eukaryota, Metazoa, Arthropoda, Insecta, Hymenoptera, Formicidae. Gene Ontology annotation, biological process: rRNA processing. Gene Ontology annotation, molecular function: protein binding. Gene Ontology annotation, cellular component: small-subunit processome; Pwp2p-containing subcomplex of 90S preribosome.
AACUCUCCGCUAAUCCCCAGUUGCCACCAUGACGUCAUCAAAUUGCCAAGGCGACAAGGCAGCUCCCUGCAACCGAAUUACCGAUCAUUGAACAUUGAACUAACCAGACUAACCCAAGUGACACAUGGCGACGAUAAGUAAAACCAUGCCUUUCGAUAAAAAAUUUUCUUCUUUAAAGAGAAAACGAAAAAAUGAAUACGACGCGAAUGAAGAAGCUAGAUUAGAAAAAAUAGUUUUUGGUGAUCCAAGUGAUGUUGUAAAUAAUUUACUGGAUGAUCAAUCUAUAACAAAAAUAAUAAAUGCAUCCGUUGAUAUUGAAAAUCAAAAAAUAAUAAAAGAUCAUGAGGAUAAUUCAGAUCAAGAUAUUUCAGUUUUAAAUGAUGGGGAAGAUGCCAAGCUGGAGGAAAAGAAAGCAGUAUGGAUAGAUGAUGACGAUUAUAAUUAUAGCAUGGAUAUAGCGCUAAAUGCACAGCAUUGCAAAUUGCCAUCCAAAAGAUUAGAAAAAUUGUAUACAACAUACUUGGAGAAUAGAUACAAGCUGUUUGUGGGUACUCCAAAAUGGGCUGAAUUUGAGAAAAAGGAUAAAUUUGAUGACUUGGAUAAUGAUAUCUUAAAGCAUAGUUGCCAUUUAGAGACACCAAAGGUAAAAAAUCUGCCAAAAAAUAUUAUUGAUAUCAAAGCACUCAAGGCUUUGAAUAAAAGUACUCAUACCGAAGGUCCUAUCAUCACGAGUGUAGAUUUUCACCCACUGUCCACUGUAGCUUUGGUCGCUGGUACAUCAGGCAUCUUGUCACUGUUUCAGGUAGAUGGUCAUACAAAUGAUAAAUUGCAUAGCAUGCAAUUUGAAAAAUACCCAAUUAGCAAAGCAACAUUCAUGAAAGAUGGAACGGAAGUCUUGCUUGGUUCUCAAUAUUAUCCAUAUUGUCAUACAUAUGAUUUAAUGAGCGGCAAAACAUAUAAAUUAUCUUUGCCACAUGGAAUUACAAAUAUGAAACAAUAUGAAGUAUCUCCUGAUGGCAGUUUAAUAGCAUUAUGUGGAAGAUUGGGUGAAAUAUAUUUAUUACAUAAUUCUACUAAAGAACUUAUCAGUACACUCAAAAUGAACUCGAAAUGUAGGGCACUAAUGUUCAGUCCAGAUAAUAGAACGCUUAUCACGCAUGGUAAUGGUAAUGAAAUUUAUGUGUGGGAUCUCAAUACUCGUACAUGUAUUAAUCGUGCCACAGAUGAUGGAUGCAUAUCUUGCGUUUCACUUGCCAUAUCCCCGAGCGGUCAGUUUAUAGCUACGGGUAGCGCUCAAGGUGUGGUUAAUCUUUAUAACACAAAAAAUGUUCUGGAAGAUCAAAGUCCCAUACCAUUAAAAGUAGUGAUGAAUCUUGUAACUAGUGUAACAAGUUUGAAGUUUAAUCCGACUUCCGAGAUAUUAAGUGCGGCAUCAGUUGACAAAUAUAAUGCAUUUAAAAUGUUACAUAUACCUUCGUUUACCGUAUUUUCAAAUUUUCCGACAUUUCAAACUAAAAUAGGUCAACCGCAAAUGAUUAAUUUUUCUCCUAGCAGUGGUUAUCUCAGCAUUGCCAAUACGACAGGUUCUGCUUUGCUAUAUAGAUUAAGACAUUAUGGAAAUUAUUAAUAUAUCAAUAUGUAAUAAGAUUUUUCUAGCGUUUUAUAUAAAAUAUAUAUAUAAUAUGUAUUUUAACUGCUUAUCAUAUAACAUUUUCAAAUA